Molecule: messenger RNA, 1142 nt
Organism: Rhodamnia argentea
Lineage: Eukaryota; Viridiplantae; Streptophyta; Magnoliopsida; Myrtales; Myrtaceae
Product: disease resistance protein RPS4-like
Exons: 2
Coding region: 198-1142 (314 amino acids)
Biological process (GO): defense response
Molecular function (GO): ADP binding
Source: RefSeq, a predicted model, not a curated record
GCCAUGAAGCGAAGCUCGUUGACAUUAUAGUCAAGCGCCUUGUCGAGGAGAUUCAUCGAAUACGGCCUCUCUUCUUUGUGAAAGACGCAAUUGGAGUAGAUCACUUUGCACUCGAAGUGAUUUCCUUGCUAAAUAAGGGCGGCAAAAAGGGCGCGCGCAUAGUACUCAUAUGUGGUCCGGAAGGAAUAGGUAAGACAAUGGUGGCUGGCAUUGCUUUGAGGGAAAUUGGUCGCGACUUCGGGCCCUUUGUCUUUUUCAUUAAAAUCGGGGAAGCGAAUGAGACUGAUCGACUCGACCAGCGGAAGGAUUUCCUCAAAAAACUCGGGGGAGAGGAAUGCUCCAGCUUGAUUGACACCCUCACGAACAAAAUAGAGCAAAGAAUGCGUGAUAAAAAGGUACUUCUUCUUCUCGACGGUGUUACUGACGAAAAACAAGUGGAAGAUUUCGGCGUUGGAAAGACUGCUAACACAAGAGCGACGGGAAUGGGCGACGGGAGUAGAAUUCUGAUCACGACAAGAAAUCGAGAUUUGCUGAAAGAUCUCCGGGUAGAUGACAUGUACAUUGUCAACGGAUUGAGUCAGGUCAAUGCACUUAAACUCUUUCGUCACCACGCUUUCAAGACAGAAGGACGUGAACAAGGUCAAGAGGAGUUAUCUGGUAAUCUAACUCAUUACGCGGGAGGUCAUCCAUUGCUCCUUACAGCGUUAGGUACCCACGUUAGGGGUAAGUCAUUAGAUGACUGGCGUACAACACUGGACGAGUUGGUGAGAAGCGCUAGUUCAAUAUUUCUCCCGUCGCAAUCCGUUGGGCUAUAUGAAGGUCAAGCUGGUGGUGCUGGUGCUCAUGACCAUGCAACAUACGUCAAUGAAUACCGAACUCCUAUUGACUCCAUUGGAGCAGAAUUUGGGCUAAGUUCUCGCGCAUAUCCUUUUGAAGUUGUGGGACCAUUUGGGGUUGUCGACGGUGAAAAUCCAUGGCGGGAUGAGGGAUAUACAGAUGUGAGGGAAAUUGCCGUGUAUGUUGGCUCCGAUCCGAAAGCAAUCGAGUCUAUUUCUAUUAUAUACGACAAAUAUGGACGUCCAUCUGAUCCGGUCUCACAUGGCACAACUGAAGAAAAUGAGCCACAGACAGUAAGCUAUUAG